This is a messenger RNA of Oncorhynchus mykiss (rainbow trout), 2442 nucleotides long. It is a transcript of the gene nectin1a, whose product is annotated as nectin cell adhesion molecule 1a. The record is from RefSeq and is a predicted model, not a curated record. Gene Ontology annotation, cellular component: adherens junction. NCBI's taxonomy places the organism in Eukaryota, Metazoa, Chordata, Actinopteri, Salmoniformes, Salmonidae. Gene Ontology annotation, biological process: homophilic cell-cell adhesion; heterophilic cell-cell adhesion; protein localization to cell junction.
UCCCGUCUGCCUGGCCGCUUCGCUGCAGGGAGUUCAUUUCACUACCGACUAACGCUACACAGCAAACUGAAACUAUUGACUAACGCUACACAACAAGCUGUAACUAUUAUCUAACGCUACACAGCAAGCUGAAACUAUUAUCCAACGCUACACAGCAAGCUGUAACUAUUAUCCAACACUACACAACAAGCUGUAACUAUUAUCUAACGCUACACAGCAAGCUGAAACUAUUAUCCAACGCUACACAGCAAGCUGCAACUAUUAUCCAACGCUACACAGCAAGCUGCAACUCUGAAGACAAUUAGUGGCAACUAACAACUGACAACAAGCUGCGACAGGAGUUCAUUUCACUACCGACUACCAGCUAAGAACAUAACAACCAGUCACUAGCUGAAACUACAGUGUGACAGCUGUUAGAACUAUUCUGUUGGAACAAUUCUGUUGGAACUAUUCUAUCAGAACUAUUCUGUUAGAACUAUUCUGUUGGAACCAUUCUAUCGGAACUAUUCUGUUGGAACCAUUCUAUUAGAACUAUUCUGUUAGAACCAUUCUAUUAGAACUAUUCUAUCGGAACUAUUCUAUCGGAACUAUUCUGUUGGAACUAUUCCGUUGGAACUAUUCUAUCGGAACUAUUCCGUCGGAACUAUUCUGUCGGAACUAUUCUGUUGGACCUACAAGGAAGGUGGCGCCAGUGGAGUUGUCAUGGAGAAUUCUGUGUUGUGGAUAUUCCUGACAGCAACAUGUGUUAUUAAAGGUGUGUGUAGUCAGUCAGUCCAGAUGGAAGCUGGACAGUCAGGUUUCGUGGGCUCUAAGGUGGAUCUACCAUGUCUUUUUAUUAACAGCAUCCCACCUGUCAAGAUCUCACAGGUGACAUGGCAGAAGGUGAUUAAUGGAAAGAAACAGAACGUGGCGAUAGCUAACCCGUCUCUAGGCGUGUCUGUGGCUCCGCCCUUCAAAGACAGAGUCAGCUUCAAAAACCCUGUGGUGCGGAGGAGAACUCCGUCCCUGGAGGACACCACUCUGACCUUCUCGUCUCUGCGACUGUCUGACGAGGCCAGAUACAUCUGUGAAUACACUACCUUCCCUGCUGGCAACCGUGAAAACACGGUCAACCUCACAGUCUACGCCCGACCUUUGACCCAGAUGAGUUUGUCGACACCCACACUGGUAGCUCGGUCAUCCAAUCUGAAGACGCCGGUCGCCACCUGCCUCUCGGCCAAUGGGAAGCCUCCAGGAACCAUCAGGUGGGACACGCGUGUGCGUGGUGAGGCGACCACCCAGGAGAUCCGUAACUCUGAUGGGACGAUCACAGUGCGAAGCGACUUUAUCCUGGUACCCAGCAAGAAUACACACCUGGAGAAACUCACCUGUAUCACCUCCUAUAACCAGGAGACAUACACCGACUCUGUCACGCUGGACAUACAGUAUGAACCAGAGGUGUCAGUGGAGGGGUUCGAUGGGAACUGGUACCUGGACCGUCAGAACGUUGAGCUCACAUGUCUAACCGAUGCCAACCCACCUGUCUCUCUGUUCCAAUGGAGAAUGUUGAAUGGUUCCAUACCGAACAGCGUAGAGAUCCGUGACAAUGUCCUGUUAUUUAAAGGACCAAUCAGAUACGAGGUAGGAGGGACUUACGUCUGCGAUGCAACCAAUAGCAUCGGGACAAGCUCUGCCUUCAUGGAGAUCAGCAUCACAGAAGAGCCACUGCCCCAGGUGGGAACGGGUGAUGUCUUCAGUGUUCUGGGCAUGCUAUUGGCUGUGGGGCUGAUUCUGGGCGUGGCGAUCACUGUGCUGCUUCUUAACAGGAGAAAACAGAGGGAAGAGAUGGAUGCUGACUCGACAGACUCUGCUCCUUCUCUUAAACUGGCUCCUCCUCCUGCCAGGAGAAAACCUGGUGAUGAGUUCCAGCGGUCAGGGAGGGUGUAUGAGGACCUCCCCAACACAGCGGACUAUGUCAGCUACCGACUGGCCUGUAACAAGGAUGACUACCCAGAACCCUACUCUCCCCCCAUCAACCCUCCCCUCUCCCUCCCCGACUCUCCACCUAUCAACCCUCCCCUCUCCUUCCUCUCCCAGCACGCCUACACCCACUCCAACAAUACCUUCUCCCCCGCCUCCCAUCCCUCCUCUGUCUUCAGAUAUCCUUCCCUCCCCUCCCUAUCCCCCCCUCCCGGCCUUGCACCCUACACCUUCCCUAAAGAACAGUAUGUCUGACCUGUAUCCACUGACCUGUAACACCUCUCUAGAGACCAUGGACCAACAGCUUUUCUCUGUCUUCUGUUCUCCUGUCCUUCAUCUUCUGUUCAUCCACUGACCUCAGAAUGUUUUCCAAUCCUAGAUAUGAGUGUGUGUGUGUGUGUUUAAAGUGUGUUUUGUGCAAGGGGGCAUUGUGAUGCUGAAACAGGAAAGGGCCUUCCCCAAACUGUUACCACAAAGUUGGAA